Molecule: messenger RNA, 285 nt
Organism: Phytophthora infestans T30-4
Lineage: Eukaryota; Oomycota; Peronosporomycetes; Peronosporales; Peronosporaceae
Exons: 3
Coding region: 1-285 (94 amino acids)
Source: RefSeq, a predicted model, not a curated record
AUGGCUGUGAUAGGAGCCGUGCCCAAGCGGAAAUGUAGACACUGCAUUCCGCGUCUACUCAAUGUAUGUUUUCGGAUCGUUUCGCUCAUCGCUUACCUGAGUUGGACCAACGACCUACACGUGCUGAACUCGACACGAGUCAAACACAAGCAAGCUCUUCCGUUUGGCUCUCGCAGGAAAAGAAUGGCGGACAUUGUAGUGUCCACGACGCGUUUCCUCAUCUGGGUCCACACGACGGCGAGAGUAUCGGGUUCCACGGGAACGCCUCAACAGAAGGCACAGUAG